UAACAGAUUAGUCAGACGUAGAGGUGUCACCUGUCCCCAGAGCGGCAGAUUGCUCGCUUGAGUGGUUCGUGUUGUGCUAGGCAAUUUGCCACAUGAGUUCCGUCGUAUGUCCCUCCAGAUACGAGUGAUAUUUUCGAUUUGCUAGAAGCCAGCGUUGCUCUAUAUUUCAGUUUUAGGUUCGGAAAGCGAAAAUAAUUCACGUAAAAUUAUUAUCUGUCCAAAAGUGCGUUGGUAUCUUUUCGCGGAUUAAAAAUCGAAAAUUUUGCCUCAAUGGGACUGUUAAAUUGGAGCAUGUGAAAGCGGCCCAAUGCGGGAUCAGUAAACUGAAAUUGUUUGCGAGUGAUCGAAUUAGAAGAGCGAGAAGUGCGUAAUUAUUGUUAAUGCAAUUAGCCUAGAAGACAUUCACUGAAAGUCUCAAUAGGAAACACACCUAAAUCCGUAGACUGAGUGGUUGGGGAUCCGCAUCCAAUAGAUACCAGUGACUAGAAUCGAUGUACGACCGCCGUGGGGUUAAGAAUUAAGCACAGUGCAAAAUCGUGACCGCACUACUUAGUAUUCGACAGUGAGUGUGGCGGUUUAAGUAGUACUAAGGCCGCGCUAGAACAAUGUGAGCAUAGCGUAGUCACUGUGACGCUUUAAGUUUACAAAUUAGAAGACAAUACGCGAACGGCUGGCGGACGCUUGGAUUCGGAAUCGGAAUCGGAAAACCUAAAAAUCGAAAGUGGCUCGUAUUGGAUACCCACGAACAAGAUGUCAUUUUCAUUGAACAAAUUGAAGUCAUUACUGCCGGGCCACCGGGCGUCUGGAGGUCGGUACGACAACAGACAUUCGGUCAGCCUCGAGCCGGAGGUGGGUUUUCAGCUGACCCUUGAUCCGGGCCCAUGCAGGGCUAAUGGGGCCCAGGUCAGCGAUGGUGCCAGUGGCGAAUCCAACAAGUACUCGAAUGGAAUACCCGAGCUCAACGUGCAUCUUAUUGGCGCUCGGCAUCUGCCCUCGUUAUUCGGAUUGAAAACAGUUCAGGGGUACGUUAUCAAGGUGAAAGUCUUCCCUGGGUCGACUCGUUACGAGAGCACAAUACAAACUUGCACGUGGCCGAAAUUCAACGAGAACUUCAAGUUCCCAAUGGGUUCUGAAACAAAAUCAUCUAUCAAACGAUACACCAAAGAAUAUAGUCCAAAUGAACCGCUACCAAAGAAACUCUUCGAAGGUCAAUUCCUCGUAUUUACUGUUUACGCAUUAUUGGAACUACCUGCAGGCCAAGGCUUCAACCGUUUCUCUGGCGUUUAUAGAUCCUUGAAGGAAAAAAGCAAUAGUCUUAUACCAAAAAAUAAGGUUGCUUCGUCUAGUAACGAUAAGAAAAAGGAGAGUGUGCCAAAAACAGAGGAAACUAAUGCGGUUUUAACAGCAAGUGAAUCGAAAAGGAAUGUCGGUACAGUCACGUGCUUUCUGGAUCCCAAAAUUUUCAAAGAAAAUACACGAACCGGCCAAUUUUACACGGACGAACUAUGGCUUCCAAUGAAAGACUUAACUGCGACUCCCGUCAAAUCGUCGAAUAUCACAACAUCGGCGAAAGGACAGAUCGAAAUUAUCCUUGAAAUCUCCGACGAAUGUCCUGACAACAUAUCGACAUCAGAAGAGAAACCCGCUGAAACCGACUCAAAAGAAAGCCUUAAAAGGCAUUGGAGUCUUUCAAAGGUCUCAGAAGUGAAGAAAAAAAUCACGUCGAAAACCUCUAAAGCUCCAAAAGAGCUCCACCUGAAAGUUACCACUACCCGUAUGCGCUGUCCUAUCAAAGUCAAGGAGGAGUUUGAAAGUGUAGCUGGCGAGAUCUACGUGAAGACUACUGUGUUCGAGCACAACAUCCUUGUGAAUUCCUGGAAAUGUGAUAUGUUCCGGCCAUCCUUAUCCACUCGGUGGGACCCCAGCUUUUCGACAAUUUAUGUGCCAUUGAAUAACAACUCCUCAAGUUUGGAUAACGUUUCGAUAAAAACAAUGGUCGCGACGAAAAAUAAAAUGGGUCGAAAAAUUGUCCUGGGUACCGUCUUUAUUGGUGCUGGAACAACAGGACAAUCAUUCGACCAUUGGCAGACGGUAAUGACCGUUCGAAAUAAGUCAGUGCCGAUGUGGCAUAGCUUCCAGUGAGUAGGGUAGGAUCUUGGCGAAGUAUUUCGGAGUAUAUUGCGUAUUUUUAAUUUUUCUCUGUUAAAGUAAUCUGGAAAUCAAUAAAGUAUUUUUGUGGAUCUAA
Molecule: messenger RNA, 2245 nt
Organism: Hermetia illucens (black soldier fly)
Lineage: Eukaryota; Metazoa; Arthropoda; Insecta; Diptera; Stratiomyidae
Exons: 7
Coding region: 751-2142 (463 amino acids)
Source: RefSeq, a predicted model, not a curated record